GAAGAGACCGCUGCAGGCACGCGCUCGUUGCUACCAUCACGGAACACGACGGAGCUGAGCCCACCGCAGCAGGAUGGGGAAGUGGACGUAGAUGACCCUCUGACAGAUAGUGGGCGCAACUGGAGCGCUGAUGUGCUGCUGGAGCUCGUGAAGAUCUGGCGUCGCGUGCUCUUGGCACAUGCUGACUGGAGCCGCGUGCAGCGUAUGCAGGCUGUCUACGACAAUUUUAAACAAACGGUGGACUGCUCGCAGCGUAGUCGCAAGGCAGUGGAUGAUAAGCUCUACUCCAUGAAGCAGAUGUAUCAUUUCAUCGCUCAGGUCAAGGACCAGUUCAAGCAAGGAGGCCCCGACAAGGCGCCUUCCCCAUCCUGGUUUGAGCUCACCAAAGAAGAACGACGUGUGGUCCGCGCGCUGCAUCGCGUACGUAUACCCAAUAUAUCACUGGAGGUGUACAAUGUGUUCGAUAGUGUGCUGAGCCCCAGUGCCGUGGCUGCAAGAAGAUCAGCAGUGGAGACGAAUGGGGCGACUGCUGCGAGUACUGGUACACCUCAGGGAGCAUCGCUUACAGGAGAUAGCCGUGCACCCCCGCCAGCAAUUUUAACUGGUGCUACUCUUAAUGACGACCCACAGGAAAUUACACAAGAAAUUCUGGACGUGAAGCGCAACUGGAGUUAUGACGUGACACUGCAGCUGGCGAGGGUUUGGAAUAGUGUACACAAGGAGAACCCUGCUUUGAAAGGAGCUACAUUGAGUUUAAAUGUGUAUAACGCAUUCAUGGCGGCGGUGGGAGGCUCGAAUCGAUCGAGGAAAGCAGUAGACGACAAGAUGCAUUCAAUGAGAGAGAUGUACCGCUUCAUGAAGAACUACGAGACAAAACGGAUAACCAUUGGAGACCCCAACAUUCCAUGGUUCGACCUUACGAAACCCCAGCGAAGAGCUGUUCGUGCUGCGAACAAGAUCCGAGUUCCGAAUCUUGCUCCAGAUGUGUACAACGAGAUCGACAUGCUCAUGACGAGAAUGAACCAAGUGUCCCCGACCGAUACUCCAAUUGAACCUGCGCCGACUUCUGUAUUGCUGGUGGAUCAGGAAAAUCAGCACUGCUCAACCUUCACAACAUUUGGCAAUAGCUCCGUGUCUUCGUGUUCGGGACAUAACGACAGCGCCACAAAUCAGAACGGCAACAACCAGUCAGGGCAGUUCACGUGCGAGUGUGGAGCCAAACGUCUUCUUGACAUUGCUCCUGCCGGUUUAACUAUGACAAGCAAUGGCACUUUGCAGCAUCAGCAACAUCACGCUAACAGGCCGGUUCCAAUCCCGUCGGCACAAAACGUACAGACUCCCAGCUAUUACUCUUCUCAACAAGUCGCGGGACAAGGCGCGCCGAAACGCCAGCGGACGAUGCAAGAGCAGUCCAUCGGGAUGAUAGACUCUCAGACGGCGCGCGAGUUUAUGGAACAGAUGCGUUUAUCGCAGGCUCAGGACCGCGAGGAAAGACGCCAGCAGCACAUCGAGCAAAUGAGCGCAUUGCGUGAGAUCGCAGCACUGCUGAAACAGAGGAGGUUUUGCUUUUUCCAAAUCGCAACCGACGACAUUGAGGGGAUGCUGGUUGGAGAGGUAGAGGAGCCUGCGCGCAGCCGCCUCAUAGGUGAGACAGAUGUCCUGGCGGCCAUCACGAGCGAGUUUCUAGAUGAGAAUGCGAGCAGGAAGGACACGUCGGCGGCUACGGUGUGUCUCGGUCGAGUAUUCAUGACCACAUUCCGCUUUCAGUUCGUGCCGGACGAACACGAGUACGACCGUGUGAAGCGUCACCUACUGGACCGCAGCGAGGACGAGAUCGAAAGCUAUUUCCUGAUACCACUGGGAUGUAUUGCGUCGAUCAAGAAGAAGAAUUCCAUUGUGGAGAUUUUCACCAAGGACCUGCGCCAGUUGUCGUUUCGGUUCGACGUCGUGGAGAUCACCAAGAUCUUCUCGGUCUUGACUACGUACGUUUUUCCGGACAAAAUUGAGUUUUUGUUUGCGUUUUACCACAGACUCUCGGAGAACAUGUUGGAGGAAGAGCCACUGCUGCCGUGUGUUCUGGACUGGGACGUCUAUGAUGCUCAAAAUGCGAUGAACUUCCGCUCGCUGGGCCGCAUCCCGUGUCUAACGUGGCUUAAUGGAGCGAAUGGAGCUACUCUCUGUCGAUCCAGCCAGCCUAAGAUUGGUGUGUCGAAGGCUACAUCGCCGGCCGACGAAAGCCUAGUUGCCGGAAUCUCGUCGUCAAGUCUGUUGCAGGAUCAAUUACAGAUUAUUGACUGCAGACCGAUGUCAAGCGCACUGGUUCGCUUGGAUGCUAUUAAGUGUGUCAUGAAAAAGCUGCGUAACCUUUGUGCAUCGCCGUCGUGUGACAACUUGCGGUGGCUCGGAAGCAUUGAAGACACUAAGUGGCUGGUCUACAUUCGCCAGCUUCUAAAGUCAGGGCUGCAUGUGGCGCAAUUGCUCCGAUCCGGGGAAUCAGUGCUGUUGCACUGUAGUCACGGUUGGGACCGCACGAGUCAGAUCGCGUCGCUCGCUCAACUUUUCAUUGAUCCAUUCUUUCGAACUUGGAAAGGAUUCCAGGUGCUGAUUGAAAAAGAGUGGCUAUCGUUCGGUCACCCCUUCCAUCUUCGACAUUCGCAUGGAGAGAAAGCGGAUACACAGGAAUCGCCGAUUUUUAUUCAGUUCCUGGACUGUGUCUCGCAGCUGGUUCGAAUUUACCCAAGCUACUUCGAGUUUAACGAGGGACUGCUACUCAUGCUUGCCGAUGCUCUUCAUUCGUGCCGCUUCGGCACAUUUUUGUUUGAUUGCAAAAAGCACCGCCAGGAAGCUAACUUGGAAAAUCGGACCACAUCCGUAUGGACUUGGGUGAACGGCUUCCGCCCGCAGCUCACAGAACAGACGUAUGUUCCAAAGCAAGUCUUGAACCCACCUCUUACUGGGCUGUUGAAGCGAAUCACGCUUUGGGAUGCGAUGUUCAUGCGCUGGUCGGGCCAGCCUCUUGUUCAAGAGCCCCCGAUUUCUACAAAUUUCUUCUCCGACAACUCUCAGCGCACUCCGACGUGGCAGCUGCCACAGGGCACCCUCAACGCUCUAAAUGCUGCACUCACUCUUAAAUAUCAUGAGGCCAAAUUGAUUCAGGAACUAGAAGAGCGGAUCGCUUUACUAGAAGAAAAAGCUAAGGGACGCAGGGGAUCGAGGCACUAG
This is a messenger RNA of Phytophthora infestans T30-4, 3222 nucleotides long. Its product is annotated as myotubularin-like protein. Bases 205 to 3222 code for a protein of 1005 amino acids. The transcript has 6 exons. NCBI's taxonomy places the organism in Eukaryota, Oomycota, Peronosporomycetes, Peronosporales, Peronosporaceae. The record is from RefSeq and is a predicted model, not a curated record. Gene Ontology annotation, molecular function: phosphatase activity. Gene Ontology annotation, biological process: dephosphorylation.